CGAUUUUUCUCUUCUUCUUUCCCAAAAUUAAAUUAUUCCCUGUUAUUUUCAGAAAAUAUUCUUUCCGAGUUGUAGCUUGAGGACUUCGUUUUAUUAAUAUAUGGUCACUGCCGAGCACAAAUUCUCUCCUAUGCUGUAAUAAAUCUCGAGUGCUCUCCAACCUCAACGGCUCAAACAAAUUAUGGAAUGUUUGUAUUAAUUUUCUCUUUCUCUCUCUUUGUGUGUGUGCUGGUUUUGAUUCUCUUUUCUGUUUGCUGAUGAAAAGAUUGCUUUCUUUUACUUCUCCUUUUCAUAGAUGCCCACUUUUCUUUUUUCCGAGUUUUCUUUUUGAGCUUCUAGGCUGGUUCACACAUACACAUAAACAUAAAGAUUCCAUUUUUAACCUUGCCCUUUUUGUAGUAUAAAUAGAAGGUUGUCCAGGUUUAAGGUGUCCUCAUUGGGUUCAAGUUUCUUGAGAGUUGUAUUUUUUCAUUAAGGGAAUUCUUAGAGUUUUAUCUUCUGUGUACAAAAUGAGCUAUUCAAAUUCAUCAAUGGGUUCUGGGAGUAGAACAAAUAGAACAUUAGAAUUUGGGAGGACUUAUGUGGUUAAGCCUAAAGGAAAACACCAGGCUACCAUAGUUUGGCUGCAUGGGCUCGGUGACAAUGGUUCCAGUUGGUCACAACUUUUGGAAAGUCUCCCCCUUCCAAAUAUAAAAUGGAUAUGUCCCACAGCUCCCACUCGCCCUGUGGCUAUACUCGGUGGAUUUCCUUGCACAGCUUGGUUCGAUGUGGGGGAGCUUUCUGAAGAUAGUCCGGAUGAUUUCGAAGGCUUAGAUGGCUCGGCAUCACAUAUUGCUAAUUUGUUGUCUACAGAGCCUGCCGACAUUAAACUUGGUAUUGGAGGCUUCAGUAUGGGUUGUGCAAUGGCUUUGUAUUCUGCAACUUGCUUUGCGCAGGGAAAAUUCGGCAAUGGCUUCCCAUAUCCUGUUAACCUUCGAGCCAUUGUUGGCCUAAGUGGUUGGCUUCCUGGUGCUAGAAGUGUUAGAAAUAAGAUUAACGGAUCACACGAGGCUGCAAGACGUGCUGCAUCUCUGCCGAUUUUGCUAUCACACGGACUAUGUGAUGAAGUUGUUCCUCACGAACAUGGAGAAAGGUCCUACCAUGCAUUGAGCUUAGCCGGUUUUCGAAAUCUUUCAUUUAAAACCUAUGAAGGGAUCGGUCACUACACUGUGCCUAAGGAGAUGGAUGAUGUUUGUCAAUGGUUAAACACAAGGCUCGGACACUAAAAAGAUCGUGAUCAACGGUUCUGAUUGAAGGGCCGGAUUAAAGAGUUACAGAGAGUUUAGUUUUUUAUUACAGUUUUGACUACUAUUUUUAACAGUAAUAUAAUAAUAAAGGUUAUGUCUAUGUAUUGCUAUUUUAAAUUUUGAACUGUUGAGAGGGAUUUGUUGUGUAAGAUUUAGAGUGAUGCAUCUGGUGUUCAAUGAGUGUGUUUUUCUUCUAUGAGUCAUUGGCCUUCUUUUCUUUCUGGAGUGUUCUUUAAAGUUUUUGUGAUGUUUAUUGAUGAUAUGAUGAUUUCAGUGAGUUCUUUC
This is a messenger RNA of Striga asiatica, 1571 nucleotides long. The record is from the annotation of a GenBank genome assembly. Lineage: Eukaryota; Viridiplantae; Streptophyta; Magnoliopsida; Lamiales; Orobanchaceae.